This is a messenger RNA of Asterias rubens (European starfish), 2522 nucleotides long. RefSeq names its product glutaminase kidney isoform, mitochondrial-like. The coding region runs from base 106 to 1920 and encodes 604 amino acids. Gene Ontology annotation, biological process: L-glutamine catabolic process. The record is from RefSeq and is a predicted model, not a curated record. The transcript is spliced from 13 exons. Gene Ontology annotation, molecular function: glutaminase activity; protein binding. Lineage: Eukaryota; Metazoa; Echinodermata; Asteroidea; Forcipulatida; Asteriidae.
UUAUCACGCGUAGAACAACGGAUUUUAACAUCAUUUAACGGUCGAAUUAUUUCCCACAAUUACAAGCUCGUCUGUGUCGAGGUUGAUUUGAUAACCAACAUACCUAUGGCGCGGCUUUUACCGCGCUUGGUCGCCAAUUUUGGACGUUAUUUGACGGGAAGAAGUGCCAACUUUCAUACUCGAAACCACAAGUUAUUUCCAGGCACCACUGGGCCAGUGAGUUGUUGUGCGGUAUGCAGCCCGGAAGCCCCGGGGGGAAUUGUGAGCAAUGGACGGCAGGGCUUCCAUACUUCAUCACGGCGCUUACACGAAGAAUUUGAACAGGAUGAAGGCGCUCUUGUUCCUGACAAAAAAGACAGCGGUCUGGUGAGCCUUGAGGAUCUUGUGUUUCGCAUCCUGAAAAAUGAAGACGAUAAGGUGGCAAUACGGGAUUUUUUCUCAGUGUUAGCGUCUAAGGGGCUGAGACAGCAGGACCCUCGUCUGAAGGAGUCAGUGGAUAAGAUCACGCAGCAAGUCAUGAAGUUGUACCCAAACAACAUCGGAGAAAGUGUACUGGCUAAAGAGGACUUUGAAAAAUGCAUAUCAGAGAAUAUUGUACUGAUAGGCCGAGCUCUUCGCAACAUGUUCAUUGUGCCAGAUUUUCAGGAUUUUACUGCUGAAGUAGACCAAUUAUAUGAGAAGAUUAAAUUAAAUACCGACGGGAAGUUAGCAACGUACAUACCUCAACUAGCGCGACAAAACCCCGAUCACUGGGGCGUGUCACUCUGCACCAUCGACGGUCAGCGCCACUCCAUCGGUGACACCAAUAUACCCUUCUCGUUACAGUCUUGUAGCAAAGCACCCAUCUACGCUGAGGUUCUGACUAAGCAUGGUGCUGAUUACGUUCACAGGUUUGUUGGGCACGAACCCAGCGGCCGUACCUUCAAUGAUCUUUGCCUUAACGAUAAUAAUAAACCUCACAACCCUAUGAACAAUUCAGGUGCAAUAUUGGUGUUAUCACUGCUCAAUCAUGCUAACAACAUGGCGGACCGGUUUGAUAACAUUAUGCAGAGAUUCAAGGAAAUGGCAGGAGGUGAAUUUGUUGGAUUCAGCAACGCAACAUUUUUAUCCGAAAAGGAAUCUGGCAACCGCAACUACGCCUUGACCUAUCUGCUGCAGGAGUAUGGGUGCUUUCCAGAGGGAGUAAAUCCAAUGGAGACACUGGAUCUUUACUUCCAGGUGUGUUCGUUGGAAGUGACGUGUGAGUCUGGAAGUGUCAUAGCAGCCACUUUGGCCAACGGUGGCAUUUGUCCAAUGACGGGAAAGAAGGUGUUUGACUCUGCAGCGGUGCGCGACGCAUUGACUGUUAUGUCAUCAUGUGGGAUGUACGACCACUCAGGACAGUUUGCUUUUAAAGUUGGUAUGCCAGCAAAGUCUGGUGUGGCAGGUGGUAUCAUGGUGGUAGUACCGAACGUUAUGGGCUUCAUGCUGUGGUCACCCCCAUUAGACAGGUUCGGCAACAGUUUACGAGGUCUCAACUUCUGUGAUGAUCUCAUCAGUAUCUACAACUUCCACAACCAUGAUGACCUUCUCCAUGCUUCUUCUAAGAAACGAGACCCAAGACGACAAAAACGUGAAAGCAAGGCAUCACGUGUGGUGAAGCUUUUCUUCGCUGCGUACAACGGCGACGUUAGCGUCUUGAGACAGUACCUACUUCAAGGUGAAGACAUGGAGCAGAGGGAUUACGCUAUGAGAACGGCGCUUCACGUCGGUGCUUCACAGGGACAUGUUGAAGUUGUGCGAUUCCUUUUGGAAAGGUGUAGCGUUCAGGUCAGCCCAAAAGACAAAUGGGACCGCACCCCUCUUGACGAUGCCGAGAAAUUUGGUCACACUGAAGUCGCCGAGAUACUACGAGACUCAGAUCUGUACAAAGAUGUCUGAUCGCCCUAAUCAAUGGGAGAGGUUAGAAUUGGACAAAUCCUAGUGGGUGAUGCAAUAGUGUGAUGGAGGGGGUGGGGAUGGACUUUGAAUUUCCUAAUUUGAGAAUCAAGUUUGAUACCUGGGCCCAUUUUCAUAGAGCUGCCUUAAGCAGACAAAAUUGCUGAACAAUUUUCUGCUUAGCUAAGUCUUGGUGGGAAGUGUAUUUUAUUUUUCAAAUAAUAAACAAACUAUGAGCAAGUUCGAGUGCACACACUGACACACUCACUCAAAAUGACUCGUUUGGAAACCUACUCAACCAUCGGUACCACGGUAUUCAACACUCCAUUUUUGCUAUAGUGCGAUUGUUUCCCCACUGCGCUUUACACAUGUUGGCAUGGAACAUACUGUUGGCACCAGUGAAGAAACCAUGGUCAUGAGGCUGGUUCCAAAUGGUCGACCACAGUAGUCAUCCAAUGGUCGACCAGCCUGGGUCCGAGUCAAAAUGGUCAAUAGUUAACCAUGGUGCCAACAAUUCAAUUUUUUCUACACGCUCACUUAUGUCUUUAGUCUUAAAGAAUGUUUUUGUUUUUGUUUUUUAUAACUGUGUUCGUGUCAUAAAAAAC